Messenger RNA from Trichechus manatus latirostris (Florida manatee), 9100 nucleotides. It is a transcript of the gene AP4S1, whose product is annotated as adaptor related protein complex 4 subunit sigma 1. Lineage: Eukaryota; Metazoa; Chordata; Mammalia; Sirenia; Trichechidae. Gene Ontology annotation, cellular component: intracellular membrane-bounded organelle. Bases 5950 to 6384 code for a protein of 144 amino acids. The transcript is spliced from 6 exons. The record is from RefSeq and is a predicted model, not a curated record. Gene Ontology annotation, biological process: protein transport; vesicle-mediated transport.
AGGGGUCCCCUUGAUACUACAAAGGAAUUGUUAAGUUUUGCUAGACUCGAUAAUUAUAUUGUCUUUAAAAGUCUUUAUCUUUUAGAUAUAUUCUGAAGUACUCAUGGGAUUAAAUAUGAUUCUGGGAUUUGCUUCAACAUAAUUUGGGACGAGUGAGGAGUGGAAAGAAGUAGAGGUAAAAUAAGACUAGCCAUGAGCUGAUAACUGUUUGAAGAUGAGUAAGAGGUUUGUGUGGGUUCACAAUACCAUAUUAUUUUUGUAUACACUUGAAAGUGCCCGUAACAAAAAGUUAAAGCAAGGGUAUUCAUGAUUACAUAAUAUGAUCAUAUUUACAACAUAAAGGAUAAACUAUUAAGAUGGUAGGAACUGUUAGACUAGUCUAGAGAAUUCAGGCAGGAGGAGGAGCUCCCUGAGCUAAGACAGUGGUAGCAGAGAAAAGCACAGAUUAAAUCAAGGUUAUUUUCUUAGGUCAGUGGUCAGGUUUCAUGGACAUUCGAUGCAAAAUUUUUUACCCACUCUUUUUUUUAAAGAAAACUAGAAAAGGUUCCAUAGUGUUCAUCAUGUAUGCAAAGAGGAUUGUGAUCCAACAAAAAAAUUAAAAAUCACUGAAUUAGAACAUAUUUUAGGAUACUGAGGCUAGCACAUAGCCUCAUGGGUUACUGGAGUCCAGCUCUUUCCUGUUUUGGAGCUUCUGCUAAUGCUGUUCCUUCCAACUGUAAUGUACUUUGUAUGGCUAGGUAUUAUCCAUACUUCAGAUCUAAAACUAUACUUAUCCCCUAGAAAUUUUAUGAGAAUUUAAUGAGUUAAGACACAUACUGAGGCACUUAAAAUAAUGCUUGGCAUACAGAAAGUACUCAAUAAAUAUUAACCAUUAUCUGAAAGCUUUAUACAGGUUUUUGUGUAUAUUCCCAUCACCAUUUAUUCUCAGCAUCCUGUUAGAUUUGUCACUCACAGCAUUCUAUUAUUUCUAGAGUAUAAGCUCCAUGAGGACAAGGUCUUUGUUCAUAUAUCAUUAUAUAUCCAGCACCUGGCACAAAGGAGACUCAAAUACGUUCACUGAGUAAAUAAUUAUGCUACAAUCAAUAAAACUCAGAAGCUGAACAUAUACAGAUGGAAGAUCCACUAAACUCUCUAGCAUUUAGUGAUGGGAAGCAUGGUUAUAAGAUUAAAUGAAGACAAGGAAUACAGGAGAAUUAAAAGUUAAGUUUGUUUUUGUGGAGGAAAGAGGCCGGCACUGGAAAUGAAGUAAAUAAUGGAUGCACUGAAUUUGAGGUAGAAAAGUUAAACAGGAAGUUAGAAAUAUGUCCGAGACACCCAGAAGCCAAAAUGUAAGAACAUGGUCUCUAGAGGCAGCCUGCCUAGGUUUAAAUCCCAGCUCUGCUGCCUCCUACUUGCUUGAUCUUGGAGAGAUUACUUAACCUUUGGGCCUCAAUAUUCUCGUGUUCAAAAAAAAAAACUGUGCCAAAAGCACUGGAAUAACAAUAAAUGGUAGAUAUUACUAAAAUUAGGGCAUUUGUUGUUCAGUGGUAGAAUUCUCACCUUCCAUGUGGAAGACCUAGGUUUGAUUCCUAGCCAAUGCGCAUCACAUGCAGCCAUCACCCAGAUGUCUGUCAGUGGAAGCUUGUAUGCUGCUAUGAUGUUGAACCAGGGCUUUAAUCCAGUUCUUUCCAGUUCAAUCACGGCCAAGGAAAUGAGACCAGAAUAGCCCUAAAUUAUUAAAAAUUGGGUGAACCGGAACAGUAACAGGAGUGAGAAAAAUUACAGGUCAAAGCCCUGCCAGAAACCUAAUCUCCCCUUAGAAAACAAGGGCAGCGUAUGUGUUUCAUGGCAACCAAAUCUCUGGUCGGUCAGAUUUUAGCACAGUAGGGAACAGCCUUGGCCGGCUCAAAGAUGGCAGCGAGUGUGCAGCUUUGUAUUUGUGUCACUCUCUACAGUCCUGCCUGGUAAUCCAAUCUCACACAUCAGGCUCCUGAAAGGGCUCACUACACCUCUUCCAAGUCUCUCAUUUCCCCAUUGGGAUUACCGCUCCAGAGCAUCCAAACUGUGAAAAUUCCAGUCUCUUCCAGUUUCACUUUGUCAGCCAUGACAGAGCUGAUUCAAAGCCCUGGGCUGAACAGGUUUCAGCAGAGCUUCCAGACUAAGACAGACUAAGAAGAAAGACCUGGUGAUCUGCUUCCAAACAUUGACCAUUGAAAACCCUGUGGAUCACAACAGUCUGACCCCAUUGUAUGCAGGGUCCCCAUGAGUUGGGGGUCAACCUGAUGGCAGCUAACACAUUAUUAAGACAGUAAAUAGUGGCUGAAAAUCUGAUUUUGAGUAAAAUAGACAAUGAAAACAUAAAAAAAAAGAACCAGAACCCCAUUAGGAACAAAGGAGAGGAAAAAUACAAAGGAAAGUGUUAAGGGGACCAUGGGGAACACAGGAGGAAUAACAGAAUGAAAGCCAAACAAAAAAAAGGGGUUCCAAGGAAGAAAUAAGCAAUAGCAGAAAGUACUGGUUAAUUAAGUGCAUAUAGUCUGUAAAGAGGCCCAGGAUUUCACAAUUUAAGUCAAUCAUAAAAAAGGCAGUGUUCUAUAAAGUGUUCAGAAGGGAGUAAGGACAAGGGAGCAAAAUGGCUGACUAGAGUGGGAUUAUGGGGGGAAUGGAGGAAGAAAAAGAAUUUUAUAGCAGUGGUCCCUAGACUUUUGUUUUCAAGAACAUCAAAAAGAAACAGGGAGACUGACAUUUUAAGGUGGUAGACAUUUAAUUCUAUCAAAUUUUUUUUUAAGUUUAUACUCUAUUACGUAUCACAUCAUUUGAAACAGGAAACUAUGUAAGAACAAAAAUGUAUGAAAGCUAAAAAUCUUGGAAUAAAUGGAGAGCCUUUAUGAAAAACUUAACUAUUCUGUUCUUAUUUCUCAUGAUUUCGUUGUAGAUUCAUCAAAAUCUUGUCAUAAAAAAGGCACCGGGAUUUGCAAAUCACUGUUCUCAACUACCCUCUGAAAACUCUUGACAAUAAAAGGGAAGAGUUUGGGGGAAACAGAGUUAAAGUUUCCCUCUCUCUCUUAAAAAUGGAGAUAAGCAAAAUAUCUCCUAUUAACGUACGGAUCUUUAGGCAGCAACAACUGUCAUGUUAUGACCAACUGUACACCAGAGUGUGCAGACACAAGCACUAAUUAAACAUUUUACAUUUGCUUGAGAAUCAGUAGUUUUAGAAUAUAAACUCCUGGACUACAUUUUCCAUAUACUAUCUAUGUUAUAUUUUUAUAGUUGGCAAACAAGCACUUUGUGUAUACCAAAAGUGCAUUCAUUACAUACCAACUAUACGGAAAAAUACAAGGAUAUACUUGUCAUAUGCAUAAACUAGGCCUGGCACUUUAUGGAGCCUCAAUAAAACUUUGUCGAAAUGUAUUGAAGUGACACGUACCACAUAAUGCUACACACACAAUUAUAAGUCAGAUUUCAUUUCUAUAAAAAAAUGCUAAAAAGAUAGUAUGGCACAGUGGUUACAAGAGUGGUAAUAAGACCACAGGCUUUGGACUCAGACCUGGGUUCAAAUCUCAGCUGCAAUACUUCAUAGCUGAGCGACCUUUGGAAAGUUAUUUAACUUGUCUGAGUUUGUCUCAGGUAUUAAAUAGAGACAACACCUACCUCAUAAGGUUGUAAUGCGAUUAAAUGGCAGUUAUAAUUUUUAUAUAAUAUGAAUUGCUAAAAUUCCAGAAAUAGUCCAUUUUUUAAAGCCCUAGACCAAAUUAUCCAAAUCUCCGAAGGAUGAGGCAAAGGCCUAUAUAAAUUUUUCAAGUUCUACAAGUAAUUCUGAUUCCUGCUUAGGAACCACUGUCCUAGAGCCUUACUAACAACGCUUUACCUGAGACCAAGGUAAGAGAUGAAAGAGCUUUAAGACAUGAUCCUUUGGUUUAGUUUCAAGUUUCUAAGGCAGACCUUUACCCCAAAUUCCUCUUACAGAGAACAGAAUCAUACUGCAAAGUUCUAAUUUGAUAUCUUUUCCAAUGCCAGGGAAAAUAUGAUUCCAUGUUAAAAUUUUACAUAAAAAUUAGGUAUACCCUGACCUCUUCAUGUUCAUAAUAGUUACAAAAAUCGUACUUUAAAAAUAUGUGUAGAUGAACAGUGCCCCCAGAGCUCGAUACAAUACUGAAAUGUAAUCUGUCUUAUUUCUAUGUUGUCUUUCUUGAAAAUGAGUUUGUUUACAAUUAAAAUCCAUUGAUGCUUCACUUAAACCCUCUCAUAAUUUUUCAUCCAACACAUACUUUUUUAAAUAUGGAUCUCACAAACAAUCUUAAGGCAUCUAAAGCAAAUUCAAUAUACUAGAAGCACACUUGAAAUUCUAUUAAGUAAUCCAGUAAAACAUUUAAGAGAAAUAUAUAGCACAAAAACAGACAAACACAAUCAUUAACAUUUUAUUCCAAAAGAAUUUGUGAAAUAAUGAAAAUCCCUGGAAAAAAUUAAGUCUAGAAAUACUGUAAAACAUGUUCAAAACAAAUAAAAAAAGCUUAGGAUGGCUAUAUCCGAAGUAAAGUGCUAACAGUAGGUCAACUGAAAGAAAUCCAGGAAGAAUGCAAGCAACAGAAAUCUUCCUUAAAGGAUUUUUUUCUGUUGUUGCUGUUAAGGAGAGAAAUGCAAGGGCUAGGACAGACAAUAUAGGUUUCACUAAUUUAUGGGUUUUAUUAAUUUAAACACACAAGUAAGAAUAUUUUCCCAACUACUUACAUUAGUGAAGCUUAUGAGUGACUAAUGCAACUGCUAACUUGUAAAGUGUUAAAAUCCAAACUUGCAUAUAACAGUACAGAAGUUAUAAACACUACAUCAGGGACAGGUCAAGUGUUAUUCAGUGAGGAGAAGCCUCAAUGCAUUUGUAAAUACAGUUUAAAACAUUUUAAUAAAGCUUUAUUAAUCUCACUCUACCCACACAGAAAAUUAAUUUCAAGCAUGGUGUAAUAGGAAGUUUUAUACUGAGCGCUCUAUAAAUCCCAAGUAUUUUUAAGCUGACUAUACACAAUUAAAAAGAAACAAUAAUUGUUACUUAAGCUUUCUGAAAGUUAAAAGCCCAGUAGUUUACCAAAACACAAUUCUAAAACACUGAAUUGACUAACAGAUGCUAGUCUAUAAUUAAUUUUGACGAAGUGUCAAAAUAUAUCAGGAUUCUUUUUAAAAAUUUAACUUUACUCAUUUUGUGGAGUUCAAAUGCAAGUUUACAAGUUCAAAGUUUAAACAGAAGAAAUUCAUAUCUGAGACCACUCUUUCAAAGUUAAUCCAAUCUUCCAUCUUUCAACACAUUUUCCUAACUCUUCACCAUAAGCAUAUAUGACAUACAUGACAGCAAACACUACUGCUUUACAUCCUAAACAUAUACUAGUCUGAAGACAAGUGGAACACUACGUAGGUGCAUGCUUUUUUAUUCUAAACCUACUUUUGCCUGAAAAGGGAUUUAAAAAUAAACACAAAUACCCAAAAAAGUUGAACAAUCCUUUCAAAAAGAUGCAGCAAUUCUAUAAUCCAAGAUAUGGGCCCUUAAACUACCAACACCUCCCAAAAGUUAGGUUAAGGCAUCCAAGCGCACCCAAAGGCUCACCUUAAUAGGAACGAGUCUAGCUCAGUUAUGAGGAUGAUGGGUUCUGAGCACAUUUAACUUUGCUUCCCUUAGGUGAGUUAGUAACAUGAGAAAAGCACGUUUUACUUCAAGCUAAUACUAAAUCUUUUCUCAGCCUUUCAUAAAUACAGCACAGAUAGUCUGGUUUGGCUUUUUUAUGGGUAAAGAAGGGGAGGUGUCUGGUGAAGGAAAUGCUAAAAAGAAAAAUGCAGUUCUGAGAACAGUAAGCGUUGAUGAAUCACUAAGUAAGGAAGAACUGCAAAGAAUCCAAUUCAAUAAGGCAACAUCCCAGGUUCCGGUUACAACCACCUUUUGCCAUAACUUUUAAACUAUAUUUGGAAAAGUAUUGGCCAGGAAAAAAAAUGAUAAAAUUUUUCCUCAUGGUAAAUAAACAAGGGCAGACCCGACUUUCUAAGUACUAUGAACACUUGGAGAUUAAGAAGCGCACACUUCUGGAAUCAGAAGUCAUAAAGAGCUGUCUCUCUCGAUCUAAUGAACAAUGCUCUUUCGUUGAAUAUAAGGACUUCAAGCUGAUAUAUCGGCAGUAUGCAGCUCUCUUCAUUGUGGUUGGAGUUAAUGACACUGAGAACGAGAUGGCUAUUUAUGAAUUCAUCCAUAACUUUGUGGAAGUUCUAGAUGAGUACUUCAGCCGAGUGAGUGAAUUAGAUAUAAUGUUUAAUUUAGAUAAAGUACACAUAAUUUUGGAUGAGAUGGUGCUAAAUGGCUGUAUUGUGGAAACUAACCGAGCAAGAAUUCUUGCCCCUCUACUAAUUCUUGAUAAGACAUCAGAAAGCUGAAAAAUGGAAGAGGCCCGCUAGACAACACCUGAUUUACAGGAAAUGUGAACACCAUGGAAUACCUCUCAACAUCUGAAGCCCAAAAGAAUCCGGAAGACCACACAUUGCAAAACAGGGUAUCCUUGCAAAGACAUUAUAAUUAUAAAUAGGUGUUUUCCACAGAUCCUAAAUGGAAAACAAAACUGUAUUUUAAAAUAUAAUGUACAAAGAAUAAUCCAAACUGAGAAACAAGUUUUAUUUUCUAACUUUUUAAAACACUUUUUCCCAUUGCUUCAAAUUUUGUUGAGUAUCAGAGGAACCCUUUUUGGUCUCUGCUUCCUUUUGCAAAUUAAAUCAAGAAAUAGGAAGAGCAUAGGAGGAAUGUGUGGCAGCUCUCUAUCAAUCAGCCUUUUAAAACUGACUUAAUCACAUACAGCAUUUUGAAUAACAUUGUUUUCUGAAUGCCUUCUCUUUCCUAAGAAAGUCUUAAAAUUUACAUUUUUAAAAUUUUCUGUAUCGUCUACUUAAUGAAGAUGGCAGAAUUAAAUUUUAUUUGCCAGCUUCUAAAUACAUCUGCCAUCCAUUUUAAGGGGACUCAGCAAUUACAAUGCUAUCAUAUAAUUAACUCUAUAAAAAUGUUACUAUCAAAUAAUGGAUGAGUAAACAUUAAAAGAGAACCCUUACAAUUAUUCUUUAUGUCGAAUUCUGAAGGGUUUUACCCUUUCUAUAUGCUUUUGCUGCUCAGUCAACAGUAGGACAUACAGAACUGCCUUAGAUAAAAGCAUGUAUAUGUAGGGGUGGGAGGGCAGGUGCAAUGGAGGAAGUGGAAGUGUAUUGUCUUGGUACAUUAAGAUAUUCUGCCAUCCUAUGGAAUUUCCAAGAGUCCUUUACUCUACACCUUAGCCUCCCAAAGAGACAUUUUAAGCACUGACAUUUCAUUUAGCACUGUAUUUGCUUUCUCUGUCUCUCAAUCUCUCGUGUGUGUGUAGGGACAUUUUGUGUUUUACUUUCUUUUUUCUAAAAAUCUAUUUACAUAUUUCAAAGUCUGCAUCCAUGAAGACCCAGGUAACAAGUCAUAGUGAAUUCCAAAAGCAAACCUGAGUUGUUCUGGACUCAUUCAGGAAGGUAGAGGAAAGGCUUCUGACCUGUGGGGACAGUGAGUGGUGUGUGUGUAUCAGUGUACCUUUGUAUUAAGCAGCCAAGGUUCUAGGAGAAGCCCAGUCUAGAUCAAAAUACUUUGGAGGUCUUUCUGAGACAUACUAGUUGGGAAACACUGUCCUGGUUGGUAGAAACUUAAUCAGGUAACAGCUGAAACUGGUACACCAGAAGUGGCUAGGGAGUGAACAAAAUUAAUUUUUGGGUCACACCAAAAUAGUAGUUGAAUUACAUCUUGGCACAGAUUUUAGUACCUUGAGAGUACAAUAACAGAUUAAAAAAAUAUUAGGUAGACACCACAGAAAAAAUUCUCAAAAACUUAGUAUAUAUAUGGAGACCCCAGUAGAUGUCCUGUAAGACAAACUGUAAUGUGACUAUCUGUUCUACAGACUGUUUCAUCAUCUCAUUAAGUGAUGAUUUCACAUUCAGGAAAUUUAAGUCUCAGAUUGGCCAGCUUUAUCUUACUCUUAGAUUUGAAGAUUCCUGACAUUGUAAACUGUUUCUGUCUUUAUAGGGCUGAUCAAUUUACCUGCUCUAGUAACUUGUUAGACCAGACGUCAACAAACUUUUCCUGUAAAGGGCCAGACAAUAACUAUUUUAGGCUUUGUGGGCCACAUGGUCUCUAACUACUCAAUUCUGUCCUUGUAGUGCAGGAGCAACCACAUAUAAUAUAUAAAUUAAAGAGCUUGGCUGUGUUCUAAAAAACAUUAUUUAUGGGCACUGAAAUUUAAAUUUCACAGAAUUUCACAUCAUGAAAUAGUCUUGAUUUUUUUUUUCCCCAACUAUUUACCAAUUUUAAAAUCACGCUUAGCUUGUGGGCCAUAUGAAAACAGGCAAUGGGCCAUAGUUUGCCAACCCCUGUGCCGGUAUAAGCUGGCUUUUGACAGACUUUUAGAGACUGUAACAAUGGCAAUACUAUAACAUAUAUAUGGAUUUUAAUUCUAACAUUAGUAUAAAGUUUUGGUCAUGCAUCAAUGACAUGCCUGAGACAACCAUCACCACUAUUUUUUGGAUUAAAGCAUAGGUCAUACAUUUCAAUACUAUUAUGUUUUAUUUUAACUUUUAUUCUCACAGAGAACUGUGAAGCUGACAAUGAAGUGAAAUAUUUAAAUGCUGCCUCUGGUUACACAGUCACAACAUUCUCAUGGCAGCAAAUAAAAACAAUACUCAAAUCAUUGAUUAUAGUGGGAGAUACCUCUUCUAAUGUAGAAAGGGAACAUACCUUUUAAACAGGUAAAUAAUGGGCAAUUUCAAAACAUGCUUUGGCUCCUAAAAAAGCCAUUUGGCUUAAUCAGGUCUAGUGCCAUUUCUUCCACCUAUAUGCACAGAUGUGGUAAUCACAGGAAUUUGGAAAAUAUAAAUACAGCUCCUUCUUUUCCUGGUUGUUUCUUUUCACAUUAACACAACAUUCAAAAAGUCAUUCUGGAUCUUAGACUUUCAUAUCCUGCAGAUACAAUGGUAAGCAGUGGAUCUGGUUUUUAAAAAGUUAACACAAAUAACUUGGCUGUUUCUAGCUGAAGAAUGCUUUAAGACUGAACACGACAGAUCACAGUUAAGCACAGAACAUACAUUUCUUUUAAGC